Molecule: messenger RNA, 1825 nt
Organism: Poecilia reticulata (guppy)
Lineage: Eukaryota; Metazoa; Chordata; Actinopteri; Cyprinodontiformes; Poeciliidae
Product: P2Y purinoceptor 3
Biological process (GO): G protein-coupled receptor signaling pathway
Cellular component (GO): membrane
Molecular function (GO): G protein-coupled receptor activity; oxysterol binding
Source: RefSeq, a predicted model, not a curated record
CGCAGCUUCAUCCCUCCCUUGUCGUCCAGAGCUGAAAAGUUUCCAGACAUCAGUGCCACUAUGCUCCAGGAUGUCCUUAGCUCUUUGUCUCCUUCCACUUCCCCCAUGACUCCUCCAGCUUCAUCCUGCAGUAUAAAUGAAUCUUAUAAGUACAUCUUCCUCCCCAUUUGUUACUCUUUUACCUUCAUAUUUAGCAUUACUUUGAAUUCUGUCAUCCUCUACCGUUCCUUCCGUCAAGCCAAGCGCUGGAAUGCUUCCCUCAUAUACAUGGUCAACCUGGCCUCCACAGACUUCAUGUAUGGACUGUCUUUGCCAUUUCUUGUGGCUAGUUACAUAAUGCAUGACCGCUGGGUGUUUGGGGACUUCAUGUGCCGUCUGGUCCGCUUCCUCUUCUACUUCAACCUCUAUUGCUCCAUCUUCUUCCUCACCUGCAUUUCUGUUCACAGAUACCUGGGUAUCUGCCACCCGAUAAAAGUGAUCACCUUGGAGACCAAGAAAGCUGUCAAGAACACUUGUGUGUUGGUGUGGAUCGUAGUGUUCGCUUUGACUUGCCCUAUUUUCCGGUUUGCCCAGACAGGCUAUGUGACCAGAAUGGCAGGAACGUGGACCAAUGCAAGCAAAACUAUUUACAACGAGAGUCACAACAUGCCAUCAUUAAAGGGCAACAUCAGCUAUAAUAGCCUGGGAUUGCCCCAUGAGGAAUACCAGAACUGUUGGGACGAUGCCAUAGACAAAGAAUUUCUUGACUACAUACCCUAUGGGAUUAUUCUACAUUUAAUUGGCUUUUUUUUACCCUUUUCCAUAAUUGCUUGGUGUUACUCUCGUGUAGUCCUCACCAUAUUUAAGACCCUGCAUUCCCAACCCUCAUCCCGCAAAGGACCCAGCAAGGUUGUGGAGAGAAGAGGCAGAAGUGGCUCUGCAGCGGGUGGAAGAGGAAGCAACGGCCUGUUAAGGGGGAUAGAAAAGGAUGAGGGGAUUUCUGUUUUCCUUGGAGCUCGUUCGCCGUACGCGAGCCGCAGACGUAAAUCCAUCAGGACCAUCAUCACCAUCACCUUGCUCUUUGCUUUGUGUUUUUUCCCCUUCCAUGUGACCAGAACCAUCUUUCUGCUGCUUAAAGUCACCGGGAAAGUUCCCUGUGAAACCAUGACAACAGUAUCGAUGUGCUAUAAGGUGACGCGGCCGCUAGCGUCCUUCAAUGCGUGGCUAAAUGCUCUUCUAUAUUUUCUGACCAAAGACAAGGUGGGAGCUCACUGCUGUCCAGCAGGGAGAACUAAGAGCCCACAGCAGGCUGGACCGCUGCUGCCGCUGAGAAUGAUGGGAAAAGGAGACGGUCCAGUGGAGGAAACUAUGGGAGACCAGAUUAACAACGAGGAAGGGAAAGAAUUUCACCACCUGUCAUACACAAAAAAUAUGAUAAGAAACACUGAAAGAUAAGUAAGUAGACAGGUUGAUUGAAUGAAAUAGUGCAAAGCUAUUAACACAAAUACUGUAUGUAAUCAAUUGCUAAAUGACAUUGAUAAUGAAUAAUAAAUUUUAAACAUGCUGUUUAUCAUCACGUAGCUCUACUUUGUAGUUAUUUACAUUUGUAUGAUAUGUAUGCUAUUAUGGAAGCUGCAGUUUGUGUGUGAACAUUUAAAGAGAACAGGAAUAUUAAAGUGAAGGAGUUCAAGCAUCACAGAAAUCUAAUGUUGCCUUGGCCUCACCUUUAUUGACCCUUAGAAGGAGGAUUUUUAAAAAUUAUAUCAUCAAAAGAUCACCUGGAGAUUUAUUUAUUAAAAAAAUAUACAUUUUUAGUUAUUCAUGGGACAUAACAGCUCCAAAAAAU